This is a messenger RNA of Pseudogymnoascus destructans, 2601 nucleotides long. RefSeq lists its product as uncharacterized. The record is from RefSeq and is a predicted model, not a curated record. Bases 1724 to 2068 code for a protein of 114 amino acids. The transcript has a single exon. NCBI's taxonomy places the organism in Eukaryota, Fungi, Ascomycota, Leotiomycetes, Thelebolales, Thelebolaceae.
GAACUCGCCCAGGGGGGGGGGUCAAAAAACAGGAUUGACAUGUUAUUUGGUACAGUAUGUACAGGGCCCUUUUUUUUAUGGAACUUUGAGCAGGCAUCUGGGGCAGGCAUUGUUGGGAUUUUGUUGGCGUGGAGGGAUCGUCAUGAAGGUUUUCGUGCGACGUGUUGGAAGCGGGUUUCAAAGGCCCAAGGGGGACCACCUGGGCUGCGAGCUACUCUAACUUACUCUAUUGUAGGAAUCUCCCCGCGUCCCAUGUGAUGGCUACGGAGCGGCUACUGCAUGAAUGCAGGAAUGCGAACAAGCAGCUACUUGGACAUGGUGAAAAGCUCAUCACACCAUGAACCUCGGUCGUGUGCGCGUUUGAGUCUCGGAGGGGCAGAAACGGGUCUUAAUCAUUUUGAACAUUCCACCCGUUCUUUCCUGUAACUUACAGUAAUGGAGUGCGGCGGACCACCGGUGCUGCGCCGCACAUAUAGUAAAGGUGAAACACUACAGUACGGAGUACAGGUGUGAAUGAAUAGUGGAGCAUUGUAAAGUAAGGGAGAGCUGGUCGAGCUGGCCAUCGUUGUUCCCGAACCCAGCCAAAGGGUUGCCGCAUGGCUAUGUAUGGGUCGCUGCUUGCGACCCAUACAUAGGCUGCUUAUUAUAUCAUACGUACUCCGUACAUAAUCAUAUAAUCAUACUAUCAAUAGCUGGGACCCAUGCCGUGCAACAAAACAGUAGUACAGUGGUAGGAGUUACCCAGCUGGCUAGUGAGACUUUGCCCUUGCGCCGCAGGCUACAGUUUGUCAGUUUCAGUAGUGGUAGGUAGUAGUAGUGUGUUGGUGGUAGUGCAGAGUCAAGGAAUGCGAUGGGCUCGUUGCAAAUCCCCAGACGCUUCGUGUUUGGCUGGAUGCGCCAGCAAAUCGGUCUAACAGAUUACCACUGUAUCAAAUAGCAGCGGCGGCAGAUCAUGGCGACGCGCCCAGAGAGCAGACAUGUGGAGGCGCACAUGUAUGUCCACGUCAUGGUUCAAUGUUCAGUGGCAUCUGAGCCAUCGGAUCUGAUUAUCGUCAAACCACCACCCCACAUCUCGCACAGUAUGUGUUGGAAGUAAGUCAUGUUCAGCUGAGCUGGAGGGGCAAAAAUGCGGCCCUCACCGCCUACCCCAAAACCGACCAGGCCCCGGCCGGCGGUGACUGGCAUCUCUGCCUGCAUUGCAUGACCGCCUAAAUGCUGCAUUUCUGACUCUCGCGGUUUCGCAAACCACGAAACGGUGGCUGGCUAAGGUACCGAGUACGCAGUUCACGACUUGCACUUGCUGCAGGAUGCUGCAUCGAGGCUAAAAAGAAGCACAGUUCCUGCACCACUCAUCGGUUUGCGCCUCUUUCGAGGGGGGACGGAGGGGGGAACGCGGGCUGACGACGCUGACGACGCUGACGACGCUGACGGCGGCAUCAUCGGUGCAAUCUGACUUGUUUCUCGUUUCUCGGCGAGGGCUGGGUGGCGCAACCGCUGGCGCUGGGAUUUCUUCGUGUGUCUGCAGUUUGGUGGUGCUUACGUCGUGCGGAAGAUGGGGAUUACUCCACGAACCCAGAUAUAUCCAUCCACAUGUACUCUGCCGUAUCGUUACCCCCUUUACACCUUACACCUUCCCCAACCAUACCACACCGAGGCUUACUGAGUCUGGAAUGUGGGGUGAGCUUCGUCCCACCACCCCUCCAUCUCCGGCUGUAGAAAAACCAUGCAGGUCAUUCUCAUCAUACCCCGAGAUUUCGUGAACGGCUCGGCCCCGAGUUCUUUUUUCUUUUCUUUCCCCCCUGCUCCUUUUUUUCCCUUGGUGCUUGUGGGGCUUGUGGGAGCACGGGCUGGACCAAACUUAGAGCACAGCGCCACGAUCGCCAUAAAUGGAGAUUACUGUACGCUUCAGGACAAGGACACGGGUCUCGGCGGUGGUGGUUGGAGCGCCCGCCAGCCCGGCCAGCCAGCCAGCGACCAGCCAGCCAGCGACCAGCCAGCCAGCGAACAAACUUCCCAGCCGCCCAACGCGCUAUUGCCUAUGGUGGCUUGUGAUGAGCGAGAGGAAUGAAUGUGUGAGCGCCAGAGCCAACGCCAGCGCCAGCAGGCUUAGGACCAAGGAUAUUAUUAUAACAUGCAAGGAGAUGCAACGAUGCAUGCAUGCAUUACUCCGUAUAAUACUCCGUACGUUCCCCACUGCUCGUUCGUGCAACCCACCUUUGGACAACACCCUUGCUUGCUGCGGCUUGUGUGGUGCUGGGCAUGAAACCUCCAUGUCCAUCGUAAAUAUCCCAGGAGUUGUUAUGGCACUCACUCUCCCUUCCCUUCCUGUACACCACCGCCGCCCCGCUAGGUUGCUGAAGCCGUCCGUCUCCAUUCAUGCGAUCGCUGUUCGUUGUUUGACACUAUGGAUGGUGUACAGUCACCUAACUUACCCCGCCGUUCGUACUUGUAUCACUAUACAGGUCAGACAGGAGAGUAGCAGUACAGUACUUCGUACAGGGCGAGUACCACGGUCCUCCUUCUUCCCUAUUCCCUCUUCCCUCCAGGGCGACUACCACGGUCCUCCCUCUUCCCUUCCCUCUUCCCUCUUCCCUCUUCCCU